Messenger RNA from Leptosia nina, 1140 nucleotides. NCBI's taxonomy places the organism in Eukaryota, Metazoa, Arthropoda, Insecta, Lepidoptera, Pieridae. The record is from the annotation of a GenBank genome assembly.
AUGCCUGCUAUAAUUCAAAAUGACGUCUUAAUAUACAAGGGCAGUAAUUUUUUUCGUCAGCGUCUAUUACUAUCGACACUAAGUGGUCGUGCAGUGAAAAUAGAGGAAAUAAGAAGUUCCCACGACGAUCCAGGCCUGAGGGAGUAUGAAGUGAAUUUAAUUCGUCUCCUCGAUAAAAUUACUAAUGGAACUCGAGUUGAGCUGAGUGAGACUGGAACGUCCAUGUAUUUCCAGCCGGGAAUAUUAAUUGGCGGUCAAGUUACACAUAGUUGUUGUCCUCAAAGAGGAAUAGGUUAUUAUUUAGAAGUACUGUUAGCCCUUGGUCCAUUUUGCAAAGAACCAAUAAAUGCAGUACUACAAGGUGUGACACACCAUGACCUGGAUGUUUCUGUUGAUAAAGUGAAAGCAGCUGCAUUGCCCGUACUGUUAAAGUUUAUACUUGUCGAUGAUGGCUUAGAACUGAAAGUUGUUAGAAGAGGAGCACCACCAUUGGGUGGAGGAGAAGUUGUAUUCAAAUGUCCAGUUCGAAGACAUCUGAGACCAUUACAAUGGUGUAAAUGGGGUCUUGUGAAGAGAAUCAGAGGAGUGGUGUAUGCUUUACGAGUAUCACCAACUAUGGCUAACCGUGUUGUUGAGUCAGCUAAAGGGGUAAUGCUAAAGUUUCUCCCAGAUGUCUAUAUCAAUACGGAUCAAUGUAGGGGGUCAAACGCUGGAAAGAGUCCGGGAUUCGGGGUCAGCCUUGUUGCAGAAACUAAUGACAAGACUUUCUACUGCGCUGAAGCUAAGUCGCUGGAACCUGGGACAGGCGAAAGCACGUUACCAGAAGACCUCGGGAGAGAGUGCGCCAUGAAAUUGCUGGAUGAAAUACAUCGCGGCGGUGCUGUUGAUUCCUCCUUCCAGUGGAUAUUGGCUCUAUGGAUGGCACUUGGGCAGAAAGAUGUCAGCGAGUGUGUGGUGGGACCGCUAUCAGAGUACACGAUAAGGUUCCUUCAACACCUCAAGGAGUUCUUUGGCGUCAUGUUCAAGAUGGAAGUGUUACGCGAGGACGAAGACUCAGACGACGAGACGGUCAUCUCGCAGAAGGUCAAAAUGACGUGUGUUGGCAUCGGUUAUGUUAAUAUAAGCAAACGAACAUUAUAA